GGUUUGACGAGUUGCCAUCGAAAUAUAACUUCCGGCAAAAGAAACGACGUCCUCCAUCCUGUAGUGCCCUAAAUAACCACAGCGUAGUGGAAACCGCUCGAAUUCGAAAAUUAAAACAGACCUAGUAUUGUUGCGGCGUCGCUAGGCGCACGUGGUUAACAUGUUGAAAUCGCUGUUUCCUUGGAAACACCACAAAACAAAAGCGAUGGCAGCCCAACAAACGAUGGACAACGAAGUGGCAGACGUAGAAUUCCAAAGUCAGGAGCUGCUCCCAUGCCACGUCUGCGGUAGAACCUUCCUCCCGUCCCCUCUGAAAAAACAUGAGCGCAUCUGCGAGAAGACUUCCACGAAGAAACGCAAACCUUUCGACUCACUGAAGCAGCGAGUGGAAGGCACGGACUUGGCCGACUUCCACCAGAAGACCUACCUGAAGAGGCCGGAGCCUUCACCCUCCCCCGACCUUAAGAAGAAGAGUCAGAGCACUUGGAAGGAGAAGCACCUCGCGCUGGUCAGCGCCAUAAGGGCUGCCAAGGGGAUUCCAUCCGACGUGUCCCACGCCUUGCCCAAAACCAAAAGCACCACCAUGGCCGGCACGGAGCGCUGCCCGUCCUGCGACCGCCAGUUUGGCCCCAAGGCGUACGACCGCCACGUCGAGUGGUGCAAAGAGAAGAAGGCCCAGCAGCGCAUCCACCACUCCCCCGCCAACGUCCUGCUGGCCAAAGAACGUUUGGAGGCGAGGACCAAGUACGUCCCGCCAUUGAACCGUUCCAAGAAGACCAUCGUGAGGGAGAAGUACUCGAAUCACGCUUCUACGGAGACGUUGAUAAGCGUCAAGACCUCCUCUCCCCUCUCCAGGGGCCCUAGCGUGAGGAAGCCUCGUUCGGCGAUCGAUAUGGGGAAGAACAACGAAAAGUGUAAUAAUAACAGCGAGGAGAGGAAGCCCAAGUUCGACAAGAACGGUACGGGAGGAGGGGACAAGGUGAAGACGCACGACGGCGGCGACAGGUGCGUGCCUGUGAUCGGCAGCCCUUCUUCGAGAUCGGAGAUUUUGAAAAGGGGCAACUUUAAUUACAACCCCUUUGAAUCGGCGCAACGCCAGUUCAUGGAACUGCUGGAGUGUGACGAUUUCAAGGAACUCGCCCCCACCUGCACACCCGUCAAACACACCCAGCGGCCACACACCAGCGACGUCACACCAACCAAACGACCCUCACCCGCAGCCAACAAAAAAACCAUAAAAUCCGCCGAGCCCGUGCUCACCAAAGUCUCCAAGAAAGCCAACAGGGCGUCGGUCAUCGAACCCCCCAGCAGUUUCAAAGACUCCCUGGACUCGAUCGCCGACGACUUUGAACUGAUGGAGAAUCUCAUAAACGAUAACUUUACCGACGAUAACAAAAACGACACCAACGGUUUUUACCUCCACUUAAAAUCCGAAAAGGAAUCUCUCACGUUAAGCGACAUUUUGAACAGCAGGAAGUACAGUGACGACAUGUCGACGAUCGAUCCGAUGCUGAUCAACGAAAACGAUAAUCUCUCGAUCCCCGAACACUUUAAAAUCGAUGACUAUUCGCCCACUUCGACUGCGGACACCGAUAUAACCAUACGAAACGACAUCGACUGUUACAGCGUACAAUACGACAAUAAAAUUGCCGCUUUCGAACCGAAAGUUGAAAAAAAAUCUGUGAAAACUAAAACUGAAAAAAAACCGGCUGUGAAACGUUCCGUUUCGUUGGUAAAUCGCGCGAAAACUGACGACAGUCCAUUAAAAGCGACCAACAAAAAGUUGACGAAUAAGACUAAGCUAACGAGUAAGUCUGUUUCUAGCAUAACGUCCGCUAAGACUGUUACCGGUGAUAAGAAGAAGGGCCUGUCGGGUUUGAAACGGUCCAUGACUUUAUUCGACCCCUCCCCAAAACCCCCGUCGUUAAAAAAUAAGAACGACGUCAACAAUUACUUCUCGGAACAGGAACAGAAGAUAUCUAUGAGCAUAGAAAGGAACAGCCCGGUUAAAGAUUUAAGUGACCUUUUGGACGAAACGCUGAAACCCGAGGACUUGUUUAACGUGGACGAUGAAAUGUACGAGGAGUACAAGAAAUAUGAGGAAAUGUAUCUGAAAGAGAAAGCGCAGAAUUCAGCCACGAAGAAGCAUAAACCUAAAAUCGUCGACAUUAAUCUCGGUAUUCACACUGCUAGCGAGGAAGAGGAUCAUCCUCCACAAUUCAACAAGAUCUCCAACGAUUCUGCAUACGGAAGUUUGACCAGGAAAACCCCCAAACACCGCAGCCGCGCCACCAAACUCACCCCUUUGGAACAGAAACAGGCGGACAGCACGAGUUCCAGCGGUUCCGAGAACUGUCCCAACUCUCCAGCGCCGGCUAACCAGCGUCUCUCCAAGUUCUGUCACGAGUGCGGCAACAAGUACCCCCUGACGACGGCCAAGUUCUGCGUAGAGUGCGGUGUGAAGCGGCUGGUAUUGUGAUAUUUUUAAGGAGCGUGAGUGUAUAUUUUUAAAUGGUUUUGUAAUGUACAGACUCUUUUUUUAUAUAUGUGCACACUUUACAAUUUGGGAUUUUAAGACGUAGCCGGGAAGUUUUAAACUUUGGUGCGGUACGGACCUUCGGUACUUAUACUGCUUUAAUAAAAGGAGGUAUUUUUAAAGUGCUGCUUCUAUUUCAUGUUUUUUUAUUGGGAGGGAUCGAGGGUAUUAAAAUGGAAACUAAAUUUUUGCUUUGAAGUUGAUGCACAUUGUUGCCAAUGUGCUUCUAGGGGGGGCGCGUAUUGGAAGAGUUUUUGGAAAUUUGUUAGUUUUAUGUUUCAAGACAUUGUAGGUCAAUUGUGACGAUAUUGUCAGUGCCUUUUAAUGUCUUAGGCUCUAAAGAAGUAAUGUUUGUUUUAUUGCAAUGUUGCCAUUGUGCUUUUUACUGUGGUUCAUGCUAUUUCGGGAUCAAAGAUUUAUUUAAGGAUUGCAGUGUUGCCAUUGUCUUUAGCUGUGUCUUACAGUAACGCAUUCUUAUGAAAUAUUGUUUAUUGGGAUGAGAAGGGCUUUUGCCGUUUCUGAAAUUUUUCAGUGUUGCCAUUUUUUAUGUUUGUGUUUGAGAGUACAAAUUUUUGUUAUGAAUUUCCAACGUAUGAGUCUUAAAAAUUUGAAAUUGUGAAUGUUGAUAAAAACCUAAGCUAUUUUAACGAAAAUUAAAAAUAAAACUUGGGCAUAAUUAAAACCUCAAAAAGUUAAAGGUAUGCAAUUAAGGGCAUAUGCUUAUUAAUGCCAAAGUGUACUUAAAUAUUUUAUUAUUUACAACGUAAAUAUUGUUAAUAAUAAUCGUAAAAACAAUAUUUAUUUUUAUAGUUCUUUAGAUAUUAUCGAUAUACGUUUUUUAAAUGACCUUUUCUUCCGUAACAUGUAACGAACGACUUUACAUUUAUGCACGAUAAUUGCCGCAAUAUUAUUGUAAAAUAUUUAAGUAUUUAAUUUGUUCAGAAUCGUGCAAUUUUACAACAGAGUUUAUUUUUAUGUACUAUACUUUUUUUAUACACAAUUUUUCGAACUUUUUCCGGUAGUUCUUGAAAAUAACUUCCAGGAUGUGACUUUAUGAGUGAUUUGUUUCUUAUCGAUAGGUUUACGAGUGAUAUUUAAUUUUUUUUGUUAUUUUGUAACAUUUACAUGUUUAUGUUGUUAUCAUUCCAGUUUACAAACUAAUGCUAUUUUAUUAACAAGACUGAUGUUUUGUUAGGUUAUUAUUUGCCAAUGAGUAACGUUUUUUUUUUCAAUAAAAAUAGUUAACUUUGAA
Messenger RNA from Anoplophora glabripennis (Asian longhorned beetle), 3788 nucleotides. RefSeq lists its product as uncharacterized. The transcript has 6 exons. Bases 161 to 2479 code for a protein of 772 amino acids. The record is from RefSeq and is a predicted model, not a curated record. Lineage: Eukaryota; Metazoa; Arthropoda; Insecta; Coleoptera; Cerambycidae.